AUGAAGGAGGUAGAGCCGUCGAGGGUGACCAACCGUAUAGUAUUGAGGUCGCGUCGUGAGGAAGCCGAGAAUGAGCGUCGACGUGCUAGACUUGUGGAGAAUCCUUCUCCCCCGCCUCCCGUGCCUUUUGACUUAGAUAGAGCUUUUGAGGGAGUGGAUGAGUAUGAUGGCAGUGAUGACAAUUAUGAUGACUUCCCGGAUGUAAAUGAUGCUUUCUUCGAGAGCAACCAUCCGAGUGCAGGUGGUUCUAGUGGACCUAGAUUAGAGCCCGAGGCUCCUUUUGUGUCUUCUUCGUCCUCUCAGUUUGUUCAUGUUAGACGUGGGGCUCGUGGUCGUUUUGAGUCAUCACGACCCGAUUCGGAGGAGGGCAGCACUAGGGCUUGCCGAAUGGAUUCAUUCAAGUUGUCGACUAGAGCAUUGGCAGUCAAUUAUUUGAAAGAUUACAAAUUUCAGAGUGAGGGUGCUGCAGCAUUGGUUGAGAGGACAUGGUUGCGCAAGUUGUUGGACUGCUCGAUCCAGCACUUGGACGGACCUUUACUUGUGGCAUUUGUGGAGAGGUGGCAGCCUGACACCAACACCUUUCACAUGCCUUUUGGAGAGAUGACCAUCACGCUCCACGACGUUGCAGUGUUGCUUGGGAUUCCAGUCGGCGAAGAUAUGGUUGUAGGGAAUGAGAGUGUGAAAGCACAGUUGUGUGAGAUGCUGAGGGUCGAACAAUUGAAUGAACGAUCCAAGCCUUCGCUUAAGAGUGGGGUUUGGUGUGUGUUGAAGCUAUGCAGCAGGUUGGGAGGUUUCGGGAAAGAGAUUAUGAGGAGUGGGGAUCGGGCGCAGGUUUGGCCUCUCCAGUUCUUGGGGGACACUAGACGGGUGAGGAAAUAUUCUUGGGGGUCUGCUACACUCGCCUAUUUGUAUAGGAAACUCGGCAUGGCGUCUCGAGCGGAUUGCAAAGGCAUGGGUGGCUGUUUGACCCUCCUUCAGAGCUGGAUCUACGAGUACUUCCCGUGUUUACGAGAUCAGAAGUUGGGGACACGUGGAUUGGUGUGCGGGGAACCUUUUGCUAAGAAGUGGGAGGGGGUGAGAAUUGGAGGUGGGGCACAGUUGAUGAAUGAGAGGUUGGAUCACUAUCGUCAAGUACUGGAUAAUAUGACAGAUGAGUUCGUUUUUUGGUGCCCAUUCGGCCUCAGACCUGGUGAGAUGGUCUCUCGUUCUUUGUACUCUGGUGUCAUUCGGUGCAUGAGUGUUGAGGAGAUGUACGAUCCCUCGCGUUGCCUCCGUCAGUUUGGGUACGUACAGACCAUCCCCUCAGAUCCGCUUCCUCCAGUUGAUGUUUGCCGAUCUGCGAAUGUCAAGAUGUACUCCUUGUCCUACGAUUAA
Linum tenue is the source of this 1374-nucleotide messenger RNA. NCBI's taxonomy places the organism in Eukaryota, Viridiplantae, Streptophyta, Magnoliopsida, Malpighiales, Linaceae. The record is from the annotation of a GenBank genome assembly.